Molecule: messenger RNA, 1519 nt
Organism: Polychytrium aggregatum
Lineage: Eukaryota; Fungi; Chytridiomycota; Chytridiomycetes; Polychytriales
Product: S-adenosyl-L-methionine-dependent methyltransferase
Exons: 10
Coding region: 8-1402 (464 amino acids)
Biological process (GO): RNA methylation
Molecular function (GO): methyltransferase activity
Source: RefSeq, a predicted model, not a curated record
GAGCAAGAUGGCUGCGAAAACCAGCGAGACCCCAACAUGGCAUCUCGCAGAGAGCGAGCCUCUGAGCGACCCGCCAGAGGGCGAUCGGGCGACCAAGAAUAACGAGGAACACCUGCCAAAGCCAGAGCCAGAACCAAAGCCAGAGUUGCCGUUGUCGUUCUUGGAUUUCCUCGACAAGCAAGGUCUCUCUCCAGCAGAGUAUAUUCUCGACAAAGACCAUCCGAUUCUGCGGUCGAUCAGAGUCAAUCCCAGAACAGCAAGUGAUCUGACGCAAAGUCAGCUCGAAGCAUGUCUCGGGACUGCUGUUGUUCCUGUGGCAUGGCUGCCUGGAUUCUAUCAGUUUGAUCCGAGCAUCAAAAUAGCACACUUGCCGCUUUACAAGGAAGGCAAGAUAUAUGGCAUCGAUGUCUCCAGUGGAGUUGCCGUGCACGCUCUUGAUAUCAAGCCUACCGACCAGGUUCUUGAUUUAUGUUGCGCCCCUGGUGGCAAGCUUUGCUUUAUUGCUGAUCUACAGGGUACUGGACCCGGGACAGUGACCGGGGUCGACAUCGAGGCACACCGGCUUGCGACAUGUCGGAGUCUCACCAAGAAGCAUAAGCUCGAGCGGGUGAGGCUGUUUCUGGCUGACGGCACGACAUUCAACGUGCAUGCACCAUCUGCAGUCGGCAAGCAUCGUAUCUACAAAGAAGUGGAGCCAGUCAUGCCACGAAAGAGGCCAUGGACUGAAGACGAUCCUGAAGCCAAGGUCGCUCCGACAAACGAAAAUCUCACCAAGCGAGUCAAACCCUUCCACGCUACACGCCUGCUCCGAUCCGAUCCCCAGCUCCAGCAUCCCGAUCUGCUCUAUGACAAAGUUUUGGUUGACGCCGAGUGUUCUCACGAAGGCUCUAUCUUCCAUAUCCAAAAGUUUGAUCGCGUUGGAUGGGACAACUUUGAGACCAAGUUCAACAAUCCCGAGCGCAUCCGCACUCUCGAGAGUCUGCAGCAAGGGCUAAUAUCAAAUGGAUUCAAAAUGCUCAAGCCCGGCGGCAUCAUGGUCUACAGCACAUGUAGUUUUGCCUGUCAGCAAAACGAAUCUAUCGUCGCCUGGCUUCUCGAGCAAUGUCCGGAUGCUAUUCUGGAGGCCAUACCUGGUGUCGACAAACUUCCAGUCGCGCCGACGCUGGCUGCCAAGUUCAAGAACGUCGACUUGCGCCACGUUGUUCGCUUUAGCCCCAGAUGCUCCCAGACGAGCGGCUUCUUUGCAGCCAGAAUACGGAAGAGGGCGCCUAGUGGUGACCAAGCCAGCGGCGACCAGGCCAGCCACGACCAGUCUGGUGACGAUCGGCCGGGUGUACCAUCCCGAAUCCGCUCAAGCGGCGCGGGUUAUCCGGAGGCCAUACAACCAACAUCUGCGAAAUGAACGGAUUGCUCCCGUUUUGAGCCCAAAGUUCGCCUUUUUCUGUUUGGGUGUUGAAUACAUCUGCUGAUCCGGUAGUCCCAAAUGCAUCGCCAUGCGUUGCUUGGAAACCAGGCCCAG